Molecule: messenger RNA, 1821 nt
Organism: Schistocerca piceifrons (Central American locust)
Lineage: Eukaryota; Metazoa; Arthropoda; Insecta; Orthoptera; Acrididae
Product: histone transcription regulator 3 homolog
Exons: 3
Coding region: 1-1821 (606 amino acids)
Source: RefSeq, a predicted model, not a curated record
AUGGGUGAUAGUAGGGAAAUCUCUACCGAUGAGCAUGACGAACGCGAGUUGCAACUUCCUGAAACUGCGUCUCAUGACUGGUUUAGUCCGCUGAAUAGCAAGGACGUUGAUUCAGGCAGUGAUACUGAGGGCUCGGGGGACGCAGGGAGUACAGGAUUAAUCCAUAAGUAUGGAAGAUCCAGCCUAAGAAGCCAGAGUGUGUUGGAACAAAACGGUGUCCGACGAUUAUCAAAAGAUUCAUUCACAAGUGAUCCGACGGGGGCGCGGAGACGGUACUUGUCUAGAUAUCGAAGGGUUCCUCAGAACAGAGGAGAAGAGUCGCAUUUUCAACCACAAAAGGACGAAGAUGAAAAUGCGGCUGCUCUCAAAAACAUUACGGACCUGUUGCAACAGAUGCAAACAGUGAACUUAGAGCAGAGCGCCAACCUUGCCGAAAUUAAAAAGGCGAAUUCGGAGCUGAAAGAGCAGAGCGCCAACCUUAAUGCCGAAAUUAAAAAGGCGAAUUCGGAGCUGAGCUAUAGGCUCACAGAAGUUCAUAGGGAAGUAAAAGAGGAGGUAAAGAAUCUCGGCGUCAAAAUAGAGAAAGAGCUUGUCAUCAUCAAACGAACGGCAAUUGAAGCCAAAUUAAUUGCGAAAGGUGCAAGGAAAAUAGCGAGAGAAACUCGGGGCUCCACGCGAAGCACGACAAAAGUAGGAAAGGUCAUGUUAUCAAGGCUACAAAGUCGGAUAAAACGUGCCGAAGAAAAGCAACAAGAGCAACCGGACAUAGGGCCUAACGAGAUGUUGAAAGAGGAGGUGGCGAUAUUAAAAAGAAAUUUAGAGGACGAGGUAAAACGUCUCACUACAGAGACAUUAAAAAAGAAGAAGGGUGUAAUUACUGCGUCGACUGAACCGUCACUUGCCAGAACACAGAUAACCGCUUCACGGUGUGACAAAGUUGACACUAUAAGCAACGGGAGCCACGCCUUGAUUCAUAGCUCUGAGGCAGCGACCGAGGUAAAUACGGACAGCGCGCAGCAGUCCAAGGUGUGGAACGAGCACCACCAGUGGCGUUUCAGGGUCAGGGCCAUUCGAGGGCCCACAGCGCGCCACAGCUGCAUCGCCCGCAGCAGACUACAAACAGGUGCCGGCGCGGCCCGCCGCGCUGGCCGGCUAUUCAUAGCGGCGGCGCUCACGCCUUGCAGAGGGGGAGGAGGCAUUGGAAAGAGAGAGGGGGAGGAAGAGGGGGAGAAAGAGGGGGAGAAAGAGGGGGAGAAAGAGGGGGAGAAAGAGGGGGAGAAAGAGGGGGAGAAAGAGGGGGAGAAAGAGGGGGAGAAAGAGGGGGAGAAAGAGGGGGAGAAAGAGGGGGAGAAAGAGGGGGAGAAAGAGGGGGAGAAAGAGGGGGAGAAAGAGGGGGAGAAAGAGGGGGAGAAAGAGGGGGAGAAAGAGGGGGAGAAAGAGGGGGAGAAAGAGGGGGAGAAAGAGGGGGAGAAAGAGGGGGAGAAAGAGGGGGAGAAAGAGGGGGAGAAAGAGGGGGAGAAAGAGGGGGAGAAAGAGGGGGAGAAAGAGGGGGAGAAAGAGGGGGAGAAAGAGGGGGAGAAAGAGGGGGAGAAAGAGGGGGAGAAAGAGGGGGAGAAAGAGGGGGAGAAAGAGGGGGAGAAAGAGGGGGAGAAAGAGGGGGAGAAAGAGGGGGAGAAAGAGGGGGAGAAAGAGGGGGAGAAAGAGGGGGAGAAAGAGGGGGAGAAAGAGGGGGAGAAAGAGGGGGAGAAAGAGGGGGAGAAAGAGGGGGAGAAAGAGGGGGAGAAAGAGGGGGAGAAAGAGAGAGAGGGCAAGAAGACAUGA